This is a messenger RNA of Camelina sativa (false flax), 1034 nucleotides long. RefSeq lists its product as uncharacterized. The record is from RefSeq and is a predicted model, not a curated record. NCBI's taxonomy places the organism in Eukaryota, Viridiplantae, Streptophyta, Magnoliopsida, Brassicales, Brassicaceae.
GUUGGUUCGGUUGUAUACUUGAGAGAGUUUGGUUGGUUUUUCCCCCUUUUUUUCUUCUUAACAUUUUAUUUGCUAAAUUUUAUAGAUUGAAGAUUAGGGUAUUGCGUUACAUCUACUGUUGAAUGUUGAUACAUGAUUCACCCGGAAGUAGAAGUAGUGCACAUAACCUUAAACUGUAUUUGCAUUAAAAUCUUUAAGUAUGCCCCCACAGCCCCAUUUGCCAUAAUAUUCCAAGAUCGUCAGCUUCAAUCAAGAAAAGAGGAAACUAACCGAAUUUGCUCUUGCAACUGCUUUUCAGAGAUUCUGUUUGUCUUCUUUGUUCUUCUAUUGGAUAAAACGACAGAAACACAUAGCUUCUCACUGGCUCAAUUUUCCUCAUCCCACAAGCGUAGAAUCAAAGCAAAUCCAACAUCCCACUCAAUUCUUCAUGUCCUACAUAUUUCGCAUAUACACCAAAACCACUCCUCUGGGACAAGAAUCCCUUAGAGAUAAAAGAACAUCCUUUUCUGGUUCUCUAGUCUUCUUCCUGACAGACAAUGCACAGAAGAGAGGAUGAUGACAGCAGCAGCUCUCUGCGGCCUCUAGGCAUUUGCCGUCGCAUUUUUAAAUUUGUAGUGGCUAAACUAGGGAUAUUGGGAGAGAAAGAGAUGAAUGAAGAUAAUCCUGAGAGGAACAAACUGAUCAAGAAGGGAUCAAGGACUGACAUCACUAUUCAUUUCAAGCAAAUAGAAGACUCGGAGGAUAACGGCAAAUCCAAGAACAACUCCCCUGGCUCGUCAAUACAAGAAUCAGAGAAAGAGACAAUAAUCAGACUAGCUAAUGGUAGUAACGGCCCUAAGAAGAGGUUACUUGAGAAGGGGAAGAAGAGCAUGUUGGGUGAGCCGAGCCCCAAGCAACAAAUCAACCAGCCUGAAGCAGGGAAACCACCACCACAGCCGCAUAGACGUCUGAGGCCCCUUCUAGAUGAUAUAAAUAAGAAAUCAGAUGCUUUUAUCAAGAGUACACUGGAGAAGAUGAGAAAAGGCUUAGCCUAG